Messenger RNA from Aspergillus nomiae NRRL 13137, 3105 nucleotides. Its product is annotated as formin sepA. The record is from RefSeq and is a predicted model, not a curated record. Gene Ontology annotation, cellular component: cell division site; mating projection tip. The transcript has a single exon. Lineage: Eukaryota; Fungi; Ascomycota; Eurotiomycetes; Eurotiales; Aspergillaceae. Gene Ontology annotation, biological process: mitotic actomyosin contractile ring assembly; barbed-end actin filament capping; actin filament bundle assembly. Gene Ontology annotation, molecular function: small GTPase binding; actin binding. The annotation marks the transcript as partial.
AUGCCAACCACCACGUCCUCACCUGAUAAAUCAAGACAAACCUCGGCUGGCAAAUCAUUCUUUGGGAGGAAGUUGCAUAAGGAAAAGCCAGUAGAGGAUCGAUAUGACGGGCCCGGAUCAUUCGAGAACCUGGCGCCCCCCGGGAGCUCAGCUGGCUCUCGAUCGUCCCGACAUUCGAAAAGAUCAUCGGUUCUGUCUGUAGAUUAUCCACAUGAUAUUGAUCCCUCCGGACUGUCAAUGACCGCUGGUGUCAUAACGUCUAUCCCUUUCGAAAGUCUCCCUGCGGAUACCAAGACACCCAUCCCAAUCGAAUACCUUUCCAAGCCCGAGCCGUCGCGAAAAGAGCAAACUUCUAGUCAUCCGUCACCUAAUCACCUGGCUAAAGGGGCUAGUGACUUCCAUCAAUACCCUGCAUGGAACCCUUCUUCCGUCCGCGAUAACAAUACAUACUCACACCCUACUGGCCCUCGUCCACCACCACAUGCCUCGAAUUUAACAAUGACCGGAAGUAAUACGGGGGAUAAAGGUGCACGGUACCAACAAUGGGGACGACCAGGAAGUUCAGCCGCCAAUACUGGAUUCAGUCACAACUCUUCUUCGACGGUUGAUUCCUCAUCUAAUUCACGUAUAUCUUUUGACCAAGCUAGCGUCCAUUCCUCGCUUUCCUCGAACACCCGCGGUUCCAGUCAUUUCUCGUCUGAUGGAUCAUCACGUACACUUACGACUCAUUCGGCUGAUCGAAGUACCUAUUUCCCGAGUGGGAAUCCAAACCGACUUUCGACUCAGUCGAAUUGGCAGCCACCGCCGGCUGCACAGCCGAGACCUUCUCCGAUUAACCCUGAACAAUAUCUCGCUCGACCGAGGGAUGAUCGUGUUGUCGACCAGCUAUUCCUGGAAUUGAUGCAGAAGCGAGGCUGGCAAAACCUCCCAGAACAGGCGAAGAGACAGAUGCUCGCAUAUCCGGCUUCUAAGAAAUGGACACUUGUUCACCAAGACAGGCUGACAGAGCUGCAAGGGGAACAAAAGCGCAGACAGAAUGCGCGCCAGACACAUGGUCAGGACGGCCCAGUUGGUAUUCUUGAGCGAGCGGAUGAGGAAGGAAGCCCGGAGUGGUACGUCAAGAAGGUCAUGGAUGACUCUAUUACCUCGAAGCAGCUGGCUAGCUUAAGUGUCAGCCUGAGGACACAGCCAAUUAGCUGGGUGAAGGCCUUUGUUGAGGCACAGGGUCAAAUAGCUCUUACGAAUGUUCUCUCGAAGAUGAACCGCCGCAAAGCCUCAGGUCCUGUCCCGGCCCCUCCAACCGGUGAUAAGGAUCUAGAUCGCGAAUAUGAUAUCGUCAAGUGUUUGAAAGCCUUGAUGAACAAUAUGUAUGGUGCGGAUGAUGCUCUAGAUCACCAGCAGGUCAUUAUAGCUCUUGUGAGCUCGUUGCUCUCCCCUCGGCUUAAUACUAGGAAACUGGUCAGCGAGGUCUUAACUUUCCUAUGUCACUGGGCGGAAGGACAUGGCCACCAGAAGGUUCUCCAAGCCAUGGAUCAUGUCAAGAACCAUCAGGGCGAAACCGGGCGUUUUGAUGCCUGGAUGCGGAUAGUUGAAGUAACAAUUGAUGGCCGUGGGAAAAUGGGUAGUUUAGUAGGUGCGAGCGAAGAAUAUCGCAGCGGCGGCAUCGGAAUGGAAAACCUUCUUAUGGAGUAUGCCGUUUCCACCAUGCUUCUUAUUAACAUGUUAGUUGAUGCGGGGGAGAACGACUUGCAAUUACGAUGCCAUAUCAGGGCCCAGUUCAUCUCUUGUGGAAUUAAGCGCCUUUUGACGAAGAUGGAGGGCUUCCAGUAUGAGGUCAUCGACAAACAGAUCGAACGAUUCCGGGAGAAUGAGGCCAUUGAUUACGAAGACCUUUUACAGCGGGAGAGCAGCAGUAUGAAGGAUAGCAUCGAGGGUGAAGUGAAGGAUAUGAGUGACCCGCUGCAAAUCACCGAUGCUAUUGCAACUAAAAUCCAGGGAACCCGGGCUCACGAUUAUUUCCUCUCUGCUAUGCAACAUCUUCUCCUGAUUCGUGAGAACUCUGGUGAAGAUGGUUUACGCAUGUACCAGCUUGUAGAUGCUAUGCUUAGUUACGUUGCUAUGGAUCGGAGACUUCCUGAUCUCGAUCUCCGACAGGGCUUGACCUUUACCGUACAAAGUCUUCUAGAUCGGCUUCAUACCGAUGCAGAAGCGAGACGGGCAUAUGAUGAAUCUCUAGAGGUCCGUCAAAUUGCGGAGGCUGCAAUCGCUGAACGGGAUGAGAUGAAGGCACAGAUUGAACUAGGUGCGGAUGGUUUGGUUAAGAAACUACAGAAACAGAUUGAUGAGCAAACAGGCAUCAUCGAGCUUCAAUCGAGGCAAAACGAAAUGAUUAAAGCUGAGGUUGCCGAUCUCCAAAGGCUUCGGGCUCAAGAGCUUCAGCGUAAUGAGUUGGAGACCCGCGAGCUUUAUUUGAUGCUUCGAGAUGCUCAGGAUAUAGCCGCAUCAAAUGCUAAGAAGCACAACAUGGCUGAGACAGAUCCUUCACAUAUGAGAGGUAUCCUAGACCGUGAAAAACUCCUGGAGAGGUUGGAAAUGCAACUCGAAAGGACAAAAACACAGUUCAAGUUAGAAGGCAAAGUCUGGGGUCAACAUGGCCCCUCGGACCGGCUACGAGAGUUACGAGAGCAAAUGGAUGGUGAACCUGAACCCAGCGAUGACUUCCAGGAACAUGCACGUCGGAACCUAGAUAGCAACGCCCUAGGAUCUGUUUAUCGAAAAAGGAGCCUUGUUCCGGGAGCAGAUGAUGCCGUUGGUGAGGGUCUUGGGCAGACUAACAACGAAGAUGGUGAAACUGUGUACGAGAAAGCGCGUCUUGUGGACAUCCAACGACCCCGGAUGAACCCUGCUCAGGCCACUGGCCUUCUCGGCGAGAUUGCGGCGAAAGUACCUAAGAUUGGCGCUGAAGAGGACGAAACGACGGCCGCUGCUGACGAACCGCCUUUCCCUGAAUCAAACACCCCGGCCAUCAGAGUGGACGAGCCUAAAGGGGAGAGUAAAGAUGAAAAGGUCAAUUCAAGCGUUGUUGCUGGUCCUCCCCCUCCCCCG